AAGAAUAGAUAAGGUGUAAAUGGUAAUGUAUCAGGGGAUGUUGGUGUGUAUUUUAGGAUUUAUAUGCUAAAAAUGUCUGGAGGACAGGAUCCAGCAAGUUGCUAGCAGCCAAAGCUUUGCACUGUAGUGUGAUUUCUAACAGGCUUCAGAUAUCUGCAGUAACUUGACUAACAAGGCAAACAAUGACUGUAAAAGUCUAUCCCAGCCUUUUGGUAUUAUUCCUGACCAAUACUGUGUGGACUCGGAAUGUGAGACAAGUCUAUGAUGUGAUGGAUCCAGAGGAUUGGUCUCUCUUCACCUUUGAGUGUCCACAAGAAUGCUUCUGUCCUCCCAGCUUCCCCAAUGCUUUAUACUGUGAUAACAAGGGACUUAAAGAAAUACCUGCAAUCCCAGCAAGAAUCUGGUAUCUCUAUCUGCAGAACAACCUGAUUGAAACAAUUUCUGAGAAGCCUUUUGUGAAUGCCACUCAUCUGAAAUGGAUAAAUUUAAACAAGAAUAAAAUCACCAGCAAUGGAAUUGAAAAAGGUAUGCUUGGCAAACUGAAGCGUCUGCUUUACUUGUUUCUUGAAGAUAACGAGUUGGAAGAGGUGCCUGCUCCAUUACCAACAAGCUUAGAGCAACUGAGACUGGCUAGAAACAAAAUCUCAAGGAUCCCUGAAGGGGUCUUUAGCAACUUGGAAAACCUUACGAUGCUAGAUCUGCAUCAUAACAAGCUGUUGGAUAGUGCUCUCCAGAGUGAUACCUUCCAGGGGCUCAACAAUCUCAUGCAACUCAACAUAGCAAAAAACUCCCUCAAGAAAAUGCCACUAAGCAUUCCAGCUAAUACAAUGCAGCUGUUUUUAGACAACAACUCUAUUGAAGUGAUCCCAGAGAACUACUUUAGUGCAAUACCCAAAGUGACUUUCCUUAGACUGAACUAUAAUAAAUUAUCUGAUGAUGGCAUUCCCCCAAAUGUGUUUAAUGUUUCAUCUAUUCUAGACCUACAGCUGUCCCACAACCAACUCACUAAAAUUCCACCUUUCAGUGCUCAUCUUGAGCAUCUUCACCUUGAUCACAACAGGAUCAAAAGUGUCAAUGGCACUCUUAUCUGUCCCAUUGCCAUUGAAGAUCACAGUUCCUAUGGUAAUAUGCCACGUCUCCGCUAUCUCCGCCUGGAUGGAAAUGAAAUUCAACCUCCUAUCCCAUUGGACAUCAUGAUAUGUUUCCGGCUUCUUCAAGCUGUUGUUAUUUGAAAAUAUCUCACUAUCACAUUUGGAUUUUCAGAGUUUAAGAAGCAAGUUUUGCUGGCAUAAAACUUGUUCUAAUUCAUAAGUCAAUCAAUAUUUUUUCUUUUUACUCUAAAUUCCUACUUGCUUGUAUCAUUUUAAAUUUGCAAAUAUUUCUCUUCCUUCAGAAAAGAGGUUCCCAAAUCUAUAUGCAAUGUGUUUUUUUAAAAAUUCCUAAUGCAAAUAUACUGCAAAUUAUGUAUUUUUAAUGUUCCUACAGUCCCAGUGCAAGUUCAUCUACUCUUCGCCUAUCUUGUUAAAUUCUACAUUAAGUAUGAAUUCCUCUAAGGGCAUUUUUAGAUCAAAUUAUAGUUUCCUUACACUCUAUUAUAAUGCACAGAUUUAUGAAUUCAGGGUACACUUGGCCUGAUGUGUAUUAUAAAAAAAUCAAGUACUAUACUGCUAUCAGUUAUCAUACCUUACACUCUCCUUUCUUAAAAUUGGUACUGCUGUAACUGACAGUGAACAGCCUUUCAUAGUAUGAAUAAAUUACACCAAUUUCUUGUUUGUUUGUUUUCUUUACAGAUUGAAGUCUUCUAGUGAUACUUCCUUAGCUGCAUAGGCAUGACAUUUAUCAGACUCUGGGUACCAUAGCACUUCUAGGUGUACCACAUACAUUGAAAUAUGCAUAUAUAGAACUGGACUACAAAUAUAUGAGAUGUGAAAUGCAGUGUUCUGAACUCAAAACCAUGGAUAAGGAAAUCCAGGCUGAAAUCCCUGACUCCAUUGAACCUUUUGCCAUUGACUUCAGUAGAGCUAGGAUUCCAUCUCCAAUGUUCUAAUUCUGUUUCCUUCUGUGGCCUUGAGUAAGUCACUUAACUAAUGUGUUUCAGUUUCCAUAUAGGUAAAAUGGGGAUAAUACUGCUUACCAACUUCACAGGAAUAUUGUGGGGAAAUAGUUAAUGUCUGAAAAAAUAUGAUAACAUACAAAAGCCCCAAAAUAUGUCCUGCAGAUACAUGACAAGGAUGUGUCAAAAUAUGCAAAUGUUUUCAUUGAAAGAAAUGUCAUUUUUACGGCAAAUGUAAUCAGUUCAGUGUAAUAUUUAGUAUUCUACUGACCCAUACAAAGAGACUGGAUUUUAACGAAGUCCAGGUACUUAAACCUGGCACAUACAAAAUCCAUUAAUAAUGGCAGUACCAUUGGGAUAUCUUUCUAUAAAG
This is a messenger RNA of Dermochelys coriacea (leatherback sea turtle), 2426 nucleotides long. It is a transcript of the gene KERA, whose product is annotated as keratocan. The record is from RefSeq and is a predicted model, not a curated record. The coding region runs from base 183 to 1232 and encodes 349 amino acids. Lineage: Eukaryota; Metazoa; Chordata; Testudines; Dermochelyidae. The transcript is spliced from 3 exons. Gene Ontology annotation, molecular function: protein binding.